GCUCAUGACCGGAUCAAUAUGACACGAGAUGCAACGUCUCGCAUAAGAAACGUGGAACAACAAUGAAGUCGUGGACUUGUCGUUCCCACCACCAAGUGUCCUGCCAAUAACAACCACUCGGACACAACGCACAAGCAUUUCAGCCACCGCCGAUUCCGACCACCUCUGGCCCGAGCACUGCGAAGACCGUCAUGUCACUCACAUCAGCCCUCUGCAAAAGCAAAAUCCUGCCAAGACUAGGCGGAAGCGGGAGAAUCUUACGGCCUUCCGUCGAACGGUGUUGCUCACCUAGGGUACUCAUUCGAGCAUGAGUAUUCGGAUAAACGCAACUGUCAACGAGGCCCGGGCCGCCGCAGGGCACAAUAGGGAACAAUGGGACCGGUUCUAUUUCAUAACGAAAGACGAAGCGAAGAAGCUCGCAGACGCACACGAACAAUGGACAAGGUGGAUCCUGAUACCUGCGAAUGAGAAGGAACAAAUGCUGCAAAGGAUCAAUGGUCGGUUGCAAGCUGAGGGUAUACCGCCAGUCGAAAUGAUCAUCCUAAAGUGGCGAGUCUCGCAGCUCUUAAGAGACAUUCAACGCAAAUACACUGAAGGUAGUAUGACGAAAGGAAUGCAGAGCUCAUCAUCCGGGUCGCCGAUACAAGUCCAGAUACGGUCGCCAGGUAGCAGCGUGCAGCAGUUGUUAAGCCCUCGACAUUCGGAAUAUUCGCCAAGCGAGUCCCGCCCAUAUGACCCGAUCCGGGAUGUGUAACAGCCACAACCAGCAUGUUGCCAUCGCUUAAUUCCGCGAUUAGAUUCGUAUGCAUUCGAAACGAGAAAGCGUUUGAUCGGUUUUCAUGGCGUUCGAAACAGAUACCCUAGAGCGAGAGUUGGCAGAGAAUACCAGAUUGUGGAGCGUCUGCUGAAGGGCAAUCGUUGGGCCCACAAGA
This is a messenger RNA of Macroventuria anomochaeta, 932 nucleotides long. RefSeq lists its product as uncharacterized. Lineage: Eukaryota; Fungi; Ascomycota; Dothideomycetes; Pleosporales; Didymellaceae. Bases 308 to 754 code for a protein of 148 amino acids. The record is from RefSeq and is a predicted model, not a curated record. The transcript has 4 exons.